This is a messenger RNA of Nezara viridula (southern green stink bug), 234 nucleotides long. The record is from the annotation of a GenBank genome assembly. NCBI's taxonomy places the organism in Eukaryota, Metazoa, Arthropoda, Insecta, Hemiptera, Pentatomidae.
AUGUCCCGGUUACACAAAGAGGUAGAAAGCAGGAGGAUGCUCGUUUGUUAUGAUAAUAAUAUUACAGCUUCAGAAAGUGGUCGGAUGAAAGUGAAAGAAGUGGGACGACCCGAGAGGUUAGUCCUGGCUCCAGCUGGUUUUCGGCAUCCGUUUGACCUGCCGAUCUUCGACGAGAAGAGCAGCUUCGGCUAUUUUCUGUUACAGUAUUUUAGGAAAUGGAAAGACCACUUAUGA